Molecule: messenger RNA, 3235 nt
Organism: Lecanosticta acicola
Lineage: Eukaryota; Fungi; Ascomycota; Dothideomycetes; Mycosphaerellales; Mycosphaerellaceae
Source: the annotation of a GenBank genome assembly
AUGGCAAUUGCACGCUGGCGUCCCUUUGCCACAUCUCUACCACUAAUCGCCAAACCGCCGACACUCGAACGACGAGCCGAAACAGCCUCUCAGACCUGCGAAUACAUCGGCCCCAACCAACUCCUCAUUUCCCGUCCAGCGUUCAUCGCCAUCCUCACAAUCCUCACAACCAUAACCCUCCUUUCGCUCCUCUCCCUCGCCACAAUCCUCUACCGGCAGCACCUCCACCAACGCAAGAUCCUCGCGUGGGGCCGCCGAUCCCGCUACGGAGCGAGAAUCUCCAUCAUGCGGAAAGAAAUCGACGAUUCCUUCACGAGACAGUAUAAAGGGUGUUGGGUGGGAGAAGUGGUCGAGAAUCCGGAAAUGGGGAGCUGGAGUCCCGUGGAGAUGGCAACUGAGAGAAGGGUUUGGGAGAUGGAGAGCGCGGGUCCUGCGAAGAAUAAGAAUAAGAUGGUUGAGGUUCCUGCUGUUCCUGCUGUUCCGGGCAGAGCGGCGGGGAGGAGGAGUAAGGUUGGGAGUUUGUUCUUUGAUCCGGGGAGUGGGCUUUGGAUGCCUAAGAGGUGAGGAGAUGCUUGCUGGACCACUUGCCACCAACAGAGCAGACUACUACUAUCUACUACUACUGGAAGGUCGGAUAUCUACAAGGCAUCAACAGAAAUGUCAAUGCACGCAUCUCCACGUUUUUUUUGGGGGGGGUUCUCUGAUGCCACGGGCUUGCUUCGGCGACAACGAUUGGACUGCCGUCGUGAGCUUCCGGCAUUUUCCUUGUGGCAGCAUUUGCAUUGCAGAGAUCCACCUCACCUCACCCAUGCACUGGGCAGCUUGCUCAAUAAUACAGCUCCACCUUUCACAUCACGUCAGAAAUGAUUCUACAGACCAUGGCGGCUACAACAACAACAACAACGACGACAAACAACAUCAUAAUAAUAUCAACAUGGAGAAGCGACAGACGGGGGCUUUUGAUCUCGAAAGCGAGUCUGGACUGGAAGAUUCUCGUGCAGACAUGCCUCCUCCAAGAGGGCUUCAGCGGCACAUCCCAUGGCGGCGCUGUCUGCUUCUUUUCAGUGUCGUCUGCGGCAUGAUUACCCUGGGUCUGUACAAGCCAUUUCCCAUCCUUCCGGACUCACUCCUCCAGUGCUCCAACGCAGUAGUGCCACCCAUGGCGGACGAGGAGAGCAACUGGUGUCCUCUCCCAGCCCCUCUCCUCCCUUCCAACGACGGCUUGCAAGAUUCCAUCGGCCUCUUCGCCGGCGAGAAAGCCCUGCAGAAGCAAAUCGAAAGGCUCUCCGCUGCGGUCAAUGUGCCGACGGUCUCGUACGACGACAACGGAGACGUCGGCGAGGAUCCGCGGUGGCAGGUCUUUGGCGAGCUGCACGCUGUGCUCGAGCAUCUCUUCCCUCUGGUGUUAGUCUUGUGUCUGUUCCACAUCAUCAUGCCUGUCACAUAAGCUGAUGAAGACCGGCAAAAAGUGCAUCUCAGGUUCGCCGGACCAAGGUCAAUCGGCACGGCCUGCUCUACCACCUCGAAGGCUCGGACAGCUCGCUGCAGCCGAUGUUGUUCAUGGCCCAUCGAGACGUCGUCCCGGAAAUUGACGCCGCGAGAUGGACGCAUCCUCCAUUUGAAGCGUACUGGGAUGGCGGUUUCCUCUGGGGCCGGGGCUCCGCCGACUGCAAAUCCAACCUCAUCGGGAUCUUGACGGCCGUCGAGGCACUCCUGAAACAGAGCUUCCAACCCCGACGGUCCGUCCUUCUGGCCUUCGGGUUCGACGAGGAGACGGGCGGGCAGCGAGGGGCCAGAUCCAUCGCGGCCGAGUUGCAGCGCCUAUGGGGAAACAAUUCCCUGGCCAUGAUCGUGGACGAGGGUAAUGAAUUCCGCGAUACCCCCACGUCGGAAACGGUGACGAGGAGCUCUGCUAAUCUUUCCCGCAUGAUCAGGUGGCAUGGGCGUAUCGACCCUUGGCGACGUUGCAUACGUACUCCCCGCGUAAGUCCUCUUUUCCUUGAUCAUCAUCCAAAGCCCCUAGGACUUUGAAAGAUUGUUGCGAGAUGUUAGCGUGGAUGCUCGUUAUACCCACGGCAUACCGCAAAUUUUCACGCAUUCAUCCCUUUGACUUGCGCCGUGGGCAAUAUUAUGAACAGAACAGAGCAGAACCGAACAGAGGAGGGCGGCAGUGGCCGGUGUAGGGUUGUUGAUUGGUGCGGGCUGUCGCCAAACUCUGCGCAGAUGAUAUGCCACCGAUGCACCACACCUUGACUCGGUUCUACCCCUGCGGAUGGGGGAAUUGCAAAGCGCGCGGAUGAGCUGGGAGAGGGCUAGGGAUACCACACGCGCAUCGUUGCUGACAAGGGGAAACACCACCAGUACCGCCGAGAAAGGCUUCCUGGACAUCGUCCUAACGCUCGACACGGACGGCGGUCAUUCGAGUCGACCGCCCAAACACACGGCCAUCGGCAUCAUGUCGGAAGUGAUCCUGGCGCUGGAGAACCAUCCCUUCGAGCCCUGGCUCGGAGAGAGGAACCCCGCGAGUCCGGUCCGCAACGUGCUCGAGUGCGAAGCGGAGCACUCUCCUUCCCAUGUCGAGCCCUGGCUCCGACGAGGCCUGGCUUCCGGGCGAGAUAUCGGGUCGGAGAUGGCAGAGGCACGUGGCGAUGCGAUCCGGUGGCAGAUCCAGACUUCCCAAGCCGUGGAUGUCAUCCAUGGCGGCGACAAGGACAACCAGCUCCCGAAUCGCGUGCAGGUGACCGUGAAUUACAGGAUCGCGCCGCAGGACAACAAUGUCGAGGCCCUCUACGACCGAGUCGCGACCCAGGUGGCCGCCGUCGCGCAUCGCUACAACAUCUCCGUGUCAGGCCUGGGCUUCGACGAGGAGCAAACCACCACCACCGCCGCCGCCGGAAUCCUGAGACUGCAGUCGAAAGACCUGCUCAUCCCAUCGCCCAUCACGCCCACGACCCAGGCCUCGGAUGCCUGGCGUGUCUUCAGCGGCACCCUCCGUCAAGUCUUCGAGACGACCGACACACUCUCCGGGGUGAGGACAGUCGUCCCCGUCGGCUCCAUCGCGACCGGCAAUUCGGAUACCGCCCACUACUGGGCCCUGACCAGGAACAUCUACCGCUUCACGCCCGCGCGGGAAGGCUCGCGCCUGCGCGUCCACGAUAUCGACGAGCGCAUGCAGAUGAGCGCCCACAUGGAAGGGAUUCGAGUCUACUACGAGCUCAUUCGCAAUAUGCAGUGA